CUUGAUGUAAUAUUAUGUUAAAAAAAAAAACUAAAAUGCCGAAAAAUGAAGUUUAAGUACCUUUUCUAGAAGGUUUGUUAACAAAAUUAGAACUUCCAAAAUUUAGCUACCUAUUUCAAAAUGGGCUACAGUUUAGGUAAGCUCCUUACAUAUUGACCUUUCAGAUAUUUUUAUCUUAUCAGCCUUGUAGCAAUAUUUGGACCUCUGUGGAAGAAGAUUCUUAGAUUCUAAACUAUUGUACUGGGCUACAUCUACAUAACACCAGCAUCCUUCAGAAAAGAGCUGCAAGAAUCAGAAAAUGUAUACCACCAGGCCCCUCUCCACCUUCAGGGGAUCUCAUGGCGAGCGGCGAUCCGAAGAGCCAUUCUCGGGCUCCCUUUUUCUCGACGACCAGAGCGAGUUCAACAUCUUAUCAUCCUCUUGCUGCUGGGCGAAAAACGUGAAGGAACCCCUCAAGAAUCUUCCAUUCCCUCAAGAUAGGAUCAUCACCAUCAAAUACUCCCCACGAGGUGAAAAGAAUAUUAAAAGGGCUAAUAAGGCGACAGUCUUCUUCGUGCCAGUCUUAAAUCAACCAUCGUCGGCGUCAUUUAACCGAUACCAUGUUAUCAUUGCAAAAGGAAGAAAUAAGGGGAAAGUAUAUGUGUGCUCUAAAGAGGGCAUCGGUGCAUGUUGCUCAUGCCGCGGGGAAGGAGACGUGAAACCAAGACCUUUUGAUCAUCGCGACGUACACCAACAAAUGGAAAUUGUGUGUGAGAAAGAAGGAUUAUUCACCGCCAAGUCGGUAGCUCACGAUGGCCAACCUCCAUGGUUACUAGGAAGCAAGUAUUGGAAAGCUUAUGCUUCGAAACCGAAGAAUUGUCACUUAAGUGAGGCCUUGGGGCUUAGGCAACCCCUUCGUUCAUGUUUACCCGAUUUAAACUUCCCGAUACACGCACGAGAUUGUCCGAAAGUUACUAUCGGUAAAUGGUAUUGCCCAUUUGUGUUUGUUAAGGAAGCAGGCGGUUUGGAUGUUCAAAUGAAGCGCGCCUUAUAUUACGAGAUGACUCUCGAGCAAUUUUGGAAGGAGAUUUACACGUGCGAGAACAACAGCGGCGAAGAGAGAACGGUGGAGGUGAACGCGCUCGUCGAGAGCAAAGCCGUUUUUGUAGAUGGUAAAGAAGUGGGACAAGAUAACAAGCGCCGCCGCGAUGGUUUCAUAUGGUUUGCGCCUUUUGAAUCGAAACCGAAGGGUGUUGGGUUGAGCUUGGCUAUACGGGAGAGAAUGAUAUGGGAGCAAAAGAAGGGAGGAUGGAUUGGUGAUGAUGAAGAUGAAGAGGUGGAGAGGAUUGUGAGGGAAUUUGGAGGAGAGAAUAAUAUGUGGAGGAGGUUUGCUUGCUAUAUCUUGGUGGAGAGGUAUGUUCUCAAGAGGGUGGAUGGGAGCUUGGCUUUGACUUUUGAUUUUAGGCAUCUUAUUAAGUUCAGAACCAAAUGGGAGUAAGUAAUUCUUUUUCUUUUGUUUUAUCUUUUUAGGAUCCUUCUUGUGGCAUGUAUUGUAAUAAGCAUUUUACUUUGUCAAUAUGUAAGUUUUAAUAUGUUAUAAACACAAGAGUAAUGGUUGUGUGACCAAAGAAUUAGGGGAAUACAUUUUGUAAACUGUUUCUCAUGGAAUAAUUAUACUUCUCCCAGGUCAA
This is a messenger RNA of Ananas comosus (pineapple), 1670 nucleotides long. RefSeq lists its product as uncharacterized. The record is from RefSeq and is a predicted model, not a curated record. The transcript has 3 exons. Bases 299 to 1477 code for a protein of 392 amino acids. NCBI's taxonomy places the organism in Eukaryota, Viridiplantae, Streptophyta, Magnoliopsida, Poales, Bromeliaceae.